Cimex lectularius (bed bug) is the source of this 1403-nucleotide messenger RNA. RefSeq names its product cyclin-dependent kinase 1 (gene Cdk1). Bases 329 to 1228 code for a protein of 299 amino acids. The record is from RefSeq and is a predicted model, not a curated record. Gene Ontology annotation, biological process: protein phosphorylation; mitotic G2 DNA damage checkpoint signaling; G2/M transition of mitotic cell cycle. Lineage: Eukaryota; Metazoa; Arthropoda; Insecta; Hemiptera; Cimicidae. The transcript has 2 exons. Gene Ontology annotation, molecular function: cyclin-dependent protein serine/threonine kinase activity; RNA polymerase II CTD heptapeptide repeat kinase activity; ATP binding. Gene Ontology annotation, cellular component: nucleus.
UUUCUUGUAUUUUGUUAUUUGUUUUUUUCAUAAUUAGAUGUCAUUUGCAAUUGGACCCUUAAUGUUGGGUCCGCUUGGUUUCGCCCAGACGAGUCGUAAAGUCUUCGUGAUUUGACUUUUUGAUUUGAAUCCGCCCGUUGGAUGGCACGGAGCCCGUCGCCACAUGGCUCUAGUAUUCAUGUAAACGGCUCGAAAACGGCGACCGCUGGAAUUCAUAAUAGCCGUUAACGUCGGUCCGGCCUCGUACCGUGUUGUGUGUUGUCUGUAAAUUCCGGUCCAUCAGCAACUCCAGAUUAACCCCUUUUCGCUGGGAAAGAGAAAAUAAGAAAUGGACAAGUAUAUUAAGAUAGAAAAAAUCGGCGAAGGCACCUACGGAGUCGUCUUCAAAGGUAAACACAAAAAGACUGGUAAUUUUGUGGCCAUUAAAAAAAUCAGGAAUGAAGGUGAAGAAGAAGGAGUUCCCUCGACAGCAGUGAGGGAGAUAUCUUUGUUGAAAGAGCUUGUCCACCCAAACAUCGUCGGCCUUCAAGAGGUGUUAAUGGAAGAGAACAGGCUUUACCUUAUAUUCGAAUUCCUUACGAUGGAUCUCAAAAAGUACCUAGACUCAUUAGAAAAUUUAAUGCCUGAAAGUCAGGUCAAAUCGUUCUUAUAUCAAAUCCUUCAGGCAAUCCUUUUCUGUCACAAAAGAAGAGUCCUCCACAGAGACCUGAAACCACAAAACCUACUUCUGGCAAAUAAAAAUGUCAUUAAAAUUGCAGAUUUUGGUCUUGGAAGGGCCAUCGGAAUACCUGUCAGAGUUUACACACAUGAGGUGGUCACCCUCUGGUACAGGGCACCUGAGGUACUUUUGGGUGCGACUAGGUACUCUUGCCCAGUUGACAUUUGGUCUAUUGCGUGUAUAUUUGCUGAGAUGGCGACUAAGAAGCCCCUGUUCCAUGGUGACUCUGAGAUAGAUCAGCUGUUCAGGAUAUUCCGUGUUCUUAGAACACCAACGGAAGAAACGUGGCCUGGUGUGAGUAAGCUUCCAGAUUUCAACCAGACAUUCCCAUCAUGGUCAAAUUACAAUUUAUCUUCCCAAGUGAAGAACAUAAGCAUCGAAGGCUUGGAUUUGUUGGGCGAAAUGCUUCUAUAUGACCCGAGUGCAAGGAUCACGGCCAAAGAAGCUGUCAACCACCCUUAUUUUGAUGACCUGGAUAAGUCAACUCUUCCUUGCAACUACGAAGAUUAAUUGGCUCAUUUCACUUUAUAUAGUAAUAUGCAGACAAUUGAUAAAUAUGUACAUUAAAUAAUUCUUGUUUAGUAUUCUCGUGUUUAUACAAAUAUAUAUAUAUUAUUGUUAUUGUUUGUGUUAUUAUAUUCGACACAUUGUAAUACUUAAGUAUAUUUCUGCUUUAUGAUCUUUA